AUGGAUUAUUCAAAAACGUUCUCAAUCGGAGAUUUUAAAGCAUCAUCAACAUCUGCGUAUGCCAUCGAUGAAUCUAAGACUCUUGAAUCUCAUCGCUUCGCGCCAGAACCCCCAGAUCAUCACCCACACCACGGUGGAAAGGUUAUUACCGAUGCAGAUUGGCCAGCUCUAAAACCAAUCAUUCAACGUCUGUACAUCAUUGAUAAGUUGACUUUUCUCAAACUUAAAGAGGCGCUCAACUUGGAGUUCGGAUACAAUAUCACGAAACGACAAUUCACUCGAAAGGUCGAAAGCUGGGGCUUCAAAAAGAAUUUUAGGAAAAGUGAAAGAGAUGAGCUUGUGAAGAGCGGAAAGAUUCCUCAAAGGUUUAUACACGACUCACGAAUUAACCAAAAAAGGGUUGAGCGCUUGCAAAAAAGAAAUUCCGCACGCAUGGGUCUUGGAGUCGAAAGCGAAGAUAACGAGAGAUCUCUCGUACAGGGCCAGGACUUUUCUCCAAAAACGAACGCAAUCAAAGAAGCUUCAUUGGAUCUUACGCCCUGCCAUAUCAUGAUCGGGCACCAAAACGCGGCACUGGACGACCGCGAUAUGAUUAUUGAAGAGAUUCCAAGAUCAGAGCUUCGUCAUGACAUAGUUGCACCCAACACCGACGAUCAAUGGCCUUUCAGUCAGUCUGCUGAAGAUUAUUCCGGACAUUCAUGGUUGGCUGAAUUGUUCGUGCAGCUUGAGACUGCAGAAAUCAUUACAUCCACAAGUAUUGAUAAUAAAACAGAGCAGGGUGUAGAAGAGUAUCACGAAGCUGAAGCUACAAUCCGCCCCGUGAUGCAGAUAGCUUUGGUCGCAUUAGGGCCUAACCAUCAAUUAACUAUUAGAGUCAUAAAUUUACUCUGUUGGAUCUUGCGAAAAAAUGGUUCUCUAGCAGAGGCCGAGAGGCUUGCUAGAGCCCUCUUGAAACAAAAUGAAGCUUCAAAGGCAGUUGAUAUGCUUAAGGGUAUCCAAAAUUCCCCUUACGCAAAUGGAUCGAAGAAAAUAUUCAUAGAGGUAGAGUUUAAAGUCGUCUUGGGUAACGCUCUUUGGAAACAGGGAAGUGUUUGGGAAGCUAUAGUUUGCUUCAAAGAAUCUCUCAAGUCAACUGUCAAAAUGUACGGAUGGGACCAUUCAAUUGUUUUUGUACAUUGCAAGAUGAUUGUAAAUUGGUUUUUACAACUUUCACAAUACGAUGAAGCUUUGAAGUUUUUUGAGAGAUUUCUGGAAAAAUGUAGGGGUUUUGUAAAGCAAGGCUCAUCCGUUGCAGGAUGGAUCGAGGAAACCGAAGAUAGAAUGUGCAAAGUGCGAGGAGGGAUUGAAGAUGACGACAAUAGCAUUUCUGAAGAUGGUUACGAGGAAGACGAAGCAUGUUUCGAAGACGCUGGGAUGAAAGAUUAUUGUAUUCAUGAGCAAGAUGACGAUGACGAGGCUCAAUUUGAAGGUCGCGGGCCAAGGUUGGAUGAAAUAUUCAAUACGGAACGAGACAUCUCUAAGGACAUAACCUUUGAGGAGCUAGGACUUGAUAAAGAUAUCUUAACGUAG
This is a messenger RNA of Botrytis fragariae, 1569 nucleotides long. Its product is annotated as putative kinesin light chain protein. The record is from RefSeq and is a predicted model, not a curated record. The transcript has 4 exons. Gene Ontology annotation, molecular function: protein binding. Bases 1 to 1569 code for a protein of 522 amino acids. Lineage: Eukaryota; Fungi; Ascomycota; Leotiomycetes; Helotiales; Sclerotiniaceae.